CGCGGCGCGGCGUGGCAGCCGGCGGAGCGGCGAUGGCCGAGCGAGGCCCGGAGAGCGCGUCGGCCGUGGUGGCGGCGCUGCCGCCGGAGGUGCGGGCGCAGCUGGCCGAGCUGGAGCUGGAGCUGUCUGAGGGGGAUAUCACACAGAAGGGAUAUGAAAAAAAAAAGUCAAAACUUCUAUCUCCUUACAUCCCUCAGACACAAGAAUCUGAUUCAGCACUACAGAAAGAACAUAGAAACCAGACACCCGCUUCAUCUGCUGCUCAAACUUCCACUCCUUCUAAGUACCACCGAACAAGAUCUGGGGGAGCCAGGGAUGAACGAUACAGAUCAGAUAUCCACACAGAAGCAGUUCAGGCUGCACUGGCAAAGCAUAAAGAGCAAAAAAUGGCUUUGCCCAUGCCAACCAAAAGACGAUCCACAUUUGUCCAGUCUCCUGCAGAUGCCUGCACACCUCCUGACACGUCUUCUGCCUCUGAGGAUGAGGGUUCUCUAAGACGCCAAGCUGCACUCUCUGCUGCCUUGCAACAGAGCUUACAGAAUGCUGAGUCCUGGAUCAACCGUUCCAUUCAGGGAUCGUCCACUUCUUCAUCCGCAUCUUCUACGCUGUCCCAUGGAGAGGUCAAAGGAACCAGUGGGUCUCUAGCUGAUGUAUUUGCCAAUACUCGAAUAGAGAAUUUCUCUGCUCCCCCUGAUGUCACUACAACUACCUCUUCCUCAUCAUCAUCUUCCUCACUACGGCCAGCAAAUAUUGACCUGCCCCCCUCAGGAAUAGUUAAAGGCAUGCACAAAGGAUCCAACAGGUCCAGUCUUAUGGAUACAGCUGAUGGUGUUCCUGUUAGUAGCAGAGUAUCCACAAAAAUCCAGCAGCUUCUCAACACUCUGAAACGACCUAAAAGGCCACCCUUAAAAGAAUUUUUUGUGGAUGACUCUGAAGAAAUCGUGGAAGUACCUCAGCCAGACCCCAACCAACCUAAGCCUGAGGGCCGUCAGAUGACCCCUGUGAAGGGAGAGCCCCUGGGAGUCAUUUGUAACUGGCCACCUGCACUGGAGUCUGCCCUGCAGCGCUGGGGCACCACUCAAGCCAAAUGCCCCUGUCUGACUGCACUGGAUGUGACUGGGAAACCUGUUUACACUCUGACAUAUGGAAAAUUGUGGAGCAGAAGUUUAAAGUUGGCCUUCACACUGCUUAAUAAACUGGGGACCAAAAAUGAACCUGUAUUAAAACCUGGAGACAGGGUAGCCCUGGUUUACCCCAACAAUGAUCCAGUCAUGUUCAUGGUGGCUUUUUAUGGAUGUCUUCUGGCAGAAGUGAUUCCAGUGCCUAUAGAGGUACCUCUUACCAGAAAGGAUGCUGGAGGGCAACAGAUUGGCUUCUUGUUAGGAAGUUGCGGUAUUGCUUUAGCUCUUACAAGUGAAAUUUGUCUGAAGGGAUUGCCAAAAACCCAGAAUGGAGAAAUUGUACAGUUUAAAGGUUGGCCUCGGCUCAAAUGGGUUGUGACAGAUUCCAAAUACCUUUCAAAGCCUCCUAAAGACUGGCAGCCCCACAUCUCACAAGCUGGAAUGGAACCAGCAUACAUUGAGUAUAAAACAAGCAAAGAAGGAAGUGUAAUGGGAGUUACAGUAUCCCGCCUUGCAAUGUUGUCUCACUGCCAAGCUCUGUCCCAGGCCUGCAAUUACACUGAAGGUGAAACAGUAGUGAAUGUUCUAGACUGUAAGAAGGACGCUGGGCUGUGGCAUGGCAUGUUUGCGAAUGUAAUGAAUAAAAUGCAUACAGUUAGUGUACCUUACUCUGUUAUGAAGACUUGUCCUCUCUCUUGGGUCCAGAGAGUGCAUGCCCACAAAGCUAAGGUAGCUUUGGUCAAAUGUCGAGACUUACACUGGGCUAUGAUGGCGCAUCGGGAUCAAAGAGAUGUGAGCUUGAGUUCCCUUCGCAUGUUAAUUGUGACUGAUGGAGCUAAUCCCUGGUCUGUGUCAUCCUGUGAUGCCUUCCUGAGUCUGUUCCAAAGCCACGGACUGAAACCAGAGGCCAUCUGUCCAUGUGCUACUUCCGCUGAAGCCAUGACUGUUGCCAUUCGCAGACCUGGAGUUCCAGGAGCCCCUUUGCCGGGAAGAGCCGUUCUCUCAAUGAAUGGAUUGAGCUAUGGGGUAAUACGGGUCAAUACUGAAGAUAAAAACUCAGCACUGACUGUCCAGGAUGUGGGGCAUGUCAUGCCUGGUGGGAUGAUGUGUAUUGUGAAACCUGAGGGACAACCCCAACUCUGCAAGACAGAUGAAAUUGGUGAAAUCUGUGUCAGCUCCAGAACAGGGGGCAUGAUGUACUUUGGGCUUGCUGGUGUGACAAAAAAUAACUUUGAGGUAAUUCCAGUGAAUUCCGUAGGCUCUCCUAUUGGAGAUGUACCAUUCAUUCGGUCAGGUUUGCUGGGAUUUGUAGGACCAGGCAGCUUGGUGUUUGUGGUUGGAAAAAUGGAUGGGUUACUAAUGGUCAGUGGCCGAAGACAUAACGCUGAUGAUAUUGUUGCUACUGGGUUGGCGGUUGAAUCAAUAAAGACUGUUUAUAGAGGAAGAAUUGCUGUAUUUUCUGUAUCUGUGUUUUAUGAUGAGCGCAUUGUGGUGGUUGCGGAACAAAGACCUGAUGCCUCCGAAGAAGACAGUUUCCAGUGGAUGAGCCGUGUUCUGCAGGCAAUCGAUAGUAUUCAUCAGGUGGGAGUCUACUGUCUUGCUUUGGUGCCUGCUAAUACAUUGCCAAAAACUCCACUAGGAGGAAUCCAUAUAUCUCAGACUAAACAGCUCUUUCUGGAGGGAUCUUUACAUCCUUGUAAUAUCCUCAUGUGCCCCCAUACAUGUGUGACCAAUUUGCCAAAACCCAGGCAAAAGCAACCAGGUGUGGGCCCUGCUUCUGUGAUGGUUGGGAAUCUGGUAGCUGGAAAACGCAUAGCACAAGCUGCUGGAAGAGAUCUUGGGCAAAUUGAAGAGAAUGAUUUAGUGAGGAAGCAUCAGUUUCUGGCAGAAAUUUUACAGUGGCGAGCCCAGACAACUCCUGACCAUGUACUCUUCAUGCUGUUAAAUGCCAAGGGAACUACUGUGUGCACAGCAAGCUGCCUUCAGCUUCAUAAGCGAGCAGAGAGGAUUGCAACUGUGCUUGGUGAUAAGGGACAUCUGAAUGCUGGAGAUAAUGUGGUGUUGCUGUAUCCACCUGGCAUUGAGUUAAUCGCUGCAUUCUAUGGAUGCCUGUAUGCAGGGUGCAUCCCUGUGACCGUCAGACCUCCUCACGCUCAGAACCUCACUGCCACGUUGCCCACUGUUCGCAUGAUUGUUGAUGUCAGCAAAGCAGCCUGCAUUCUCACCACUCAGAUCCUAAUGAGGUUACUGAGGUCUCGAGAAGCAGCAGCAGCUGUGGACGUGAAAACGUGGCCCACCAUCAUUGACACAGAUGAUUUAUCCAGGAAAAGAUUAUCUCAGCUGUAUAAGCCACCUACUCCUGAGAUGUUGGCAUACCUUGAUUUCAGUGUCUCCACCACGGGCAUGCUUACAGGUGUAAAGAUGUCCCACUCUGCAGUCAACGCCCUCUGUAGAGCCAUCAAGCUCCAAUGCGAAUUAUACUCCUCUCGGCAAAUCGCCAUCUGCCUUGACCCUUACUGUGGACUUGGCUUUGCACUCUGGUGUCUCUGCAGUGUCUAUUCAGGUCACCAGUCCAUCUUAAUUCCUCCUAUGGAGUUAGAAAACAACCUUUUCCUCUGGCUCUCCACUGUCAACCAGUACAAAAUAAGGGAUACCUUCUGCUCCUAUUCAGUAAUGGAGCUCUGUACCAAAGGACUUGGGAACCAAGUAGAGGUGCUAAAGACCAGAGGAAUCAACCUCUCUUGUAUCCGGACCCUUGUGGUUGUGGCUGAGGAGCGGCCUCGAAUUGCACUGCAGCAGUCCUUCUCCAAGCUCUUUAAAGACAUUGGGCUGUCACCUCGGGCUGUGAGCACCACUUUCGGAUCAAGAGUCAAUGUAGCAAUAUGUUUACAGGGAACCUCAGGGCCUGAUCCUACAACUGUGUAUGUGGAUCUGAAGUCAUUAAGACAUGACAGGGUUCGUCUUGUGGAACGAGGUGCCCCCCAGAGUUUGCUCCUCUCCGAGUCUGGAAAGAUCUUACCUGGAGUAAAAGUGGUUAUUGUCAACCCGGAGACCAAAGGGCCUGUUGGAGAUUCUCACCUUGGAGAGAUUUGGGUAAACAGUCCCCACACAGCAAGUGGCUAUUACACAAUCUACGAUAGUGAAACUCUUCAAGCGGAUCAUUUCAACACCCGCCUGAGCUUCGGGGAUGCUGCUCAGACACUCUGGGCUCGGACAGGAUACCUUGGUUUUGUUCGGCGAACGGAGCUCACUGCAGCCACUGGAGAGCGUCAUGAUGCAUUGUAUGUUGUGGGGGCUUUGGAUGAAACACUGGAGCUGAGAGGACUAAGAUAUCACCCAAUCGAUAUUGAGACCUCUGUGUCCCGUGUCCACAGGAGCAUUGCUGAAUGUGCUGUUUUCACAUGGACCAACUUGCUUGUGGUGGUUGUGGAACUGUGUGGCUCUGAGCAGGAAGCCCUUGAUCUAGUUCCUUUAGUGACAAAUGUGGUCCUGGAAGAGCAUUACCUCAUCGUUGGAGUCGUGGUUGUGGUGGAUCCUGGUGUUAUUCCCAUCAACUCCAGAGGAGAGAAGCAGAGGAUGCACCUCCGUGACAGUUUUCUCGCUGACCAGUUAGACCCCAUCUAUGUAGCGUAUAACAUGUAACCAGCCUUGUGGAGAUUUCAGGGGACCAUCCUAAAAAGCCACAAGGACUAAAGAUCUGAGACUAGGAGCAAGAUUUCAGAUUAUGUGAAAUAAGCUGGGACAGCUACAUUAGAUAUUUCAUCUCAUCCUGUGGAAUUCUGCACUCACAGCACACAGGGAAGGGGAAUUCUGUGAUGGCAAGUGAAAAAAAUGUUAAGUGUUAGUCAUGAGCUUUGAUCCAGUGUGAGCAGCACAUUACAAAAGCAAUUACAUGCAUGUUACAUUUUUUUCAUGUUGUAUAUAUCUGUAUUUUUACCUAAAUGCUGUUUUAGAAUUUUGUAAGGGAGUUGAUCGAAUGAAUUCACUUGAAGGGGUAAUCUGAGUUACACAGUUCCCUGAUCUGUACUGUAUUUUGCCAUUUGACUCUAAUUAGGCAUUAUGUGGAAUUGGCUAACUUGAAACUACCCUUACUUUCAGUCUACACUAAGCAAAACUGAUAACCCACUGAAUAUGAGAAUUGCAUUAUAUUUGUGCAUAUAUAUAUAAAUUCUUGACUAUAAGACAUUUUGACCAGUGUUUUAAACAUGUAAAUAAGGAUACACAUAAGUCAGCUUUAAAACUGAAGAAAUUUGGCUUAUAUAGUUAUUAAUAACCAAAAUAGGAACAUUUCUGCUUUGAGAGAAUUUUAGAAUUCUCUUAGUGCAGUGUAAUCGAAUAGGUGACUAAAAAGUGCAAACUGUUGGCAAAUUUUGCUGCACGUUGUACUGUCUCUCUUGGCUGAUGUAUUUUAUAAACUAAAGCUGCCUGUGUUUGUUUUUAAAGCUUGCAUUCCCAGAAUCAACUUAAGCUUUUAAGAAUUCAGCCUAUUUCUGUAAGCUAAAAAAAUCGGUUUAAAAAUCAAAAUGUUAUGGACAAACUGAGAUUCUUUAGAUCCCACCCUGCUCUAAGGAACCAUGACAAUGUACACUGGUUCCCAGUGUCAAAACUGUUGAGACUGCAUAAGAUUUGAGUUUCCUCUUUUCUAGCCCCAUUGUAAACCAUGUGUGCUGUUUGUACAUAGAGCUGCUCCUUUCUACAAAGUGUGCUCUUCACUGACAGCUCAUGGGGUGCAACAGGGAGCUCAGGACCAGAUAAGAGGCUGGGAAGGCAGUGAGAUUGAUACGUAAAAUUGUAAGACUACAUGGUUCAACAUCUCAAAAUUAAUCAUUUUGGGUUGCCAAAAUAGUGAGGCUUAAUGCUGCAAUAGGGGAAGACUGAUGUAUGCAAGAAACUUUUAAAAUAACUGUGGUGCCCUGGCCAAGUGGACUGAGACUGAGUUUGGCUCUGGCUCAGUUUCCUUUCUUUGGUCUGAUACUUCAUGUAUUUGAAUAUAGUUGAAUUUUAUUAUUUUUUUCUUACAGAAAUAUUUUUAAAAAUUAAAACUCAAAGUGAACAGAGUUAGCUUGUUAAAUCAGAAUGGUUCUCUUUGACCCACUCUGGACUAUUGUGUAAAUAUUUAUUUAGGCUAUUUUAAUAAUGCAUAUUAUUUACCCC
Molecule: messenger RNA, 6275 nt
Organism: Suncus etruscus (white-toothed pygmy shrew)
Lineage: Eukaryota; Metazoa; Chordata; Mammalia; Eulipotyphla; Soricidae
Gene: DIP2B
Product: disco interacting protein 2 homolog B
Exons: 38
Coding region: 33-4763 (1576 amino acids)
Source: RefSeq, a predicted model, not a curated record